AUGGGGGAUAUCUGCACAGGAAGGGAGAAUUUAGAGAAACUUCCUGCAUCUCUCUUUGAAGUGACAGUGCAAGGUCAAAGCUACAGCAUCUACAAUGCAGUAUUUGCCAUGGCCCAUGCUUUACAUGCCAUGUCCUUAGCAAUACCCAAACACUCGCAAAUGGUGAGUAGAGGGAGACAGAAGCUUCGGAAGCAGCAAUUUUGGCAGCUCCAUCAUUUUCUGAGAGGUGUCUCAUUUAACAACAGUGCUGGAGACACGGUGUCCUUCAAUCAGAAUGGGGAGAUAAUAUCUAGUCUGGACAUUAUCAACUGGGUUAUUUCCUCCAACCAAUCCUUUCAUAGAGUAAAAGUUGGGAGGAUGGAUCCUGAGGCUCCUCCAGACCAAGCCUUCACCCUUCAUGAAGAUGCCAUAACAUGGCACAAAUGGUUUAAUCAGGUUCGCCCUCUUUCUGUCUGUACUGAGAACUGUCAUGCAGGAUCAAGGAAGAAAGUGAAGGAAGGAGUACCAUUUUGCUGCUAUGAUUGCAUCCCAUGCCCAGAGGGAAAGAUUACAAACCAGGAAGAUAUGAGUGACUGUGAUAAAUGCUCAGACAAAGACUAUCCAAGCAAGAACCGAGAUGCAUGUAUUCCCAAGGAUAUAACAUUCUUGUCUUAUGAAGAACCUUUGGGCAUCAGUUUAGUCUGCUUUUCGCUUUCAUUUUCUCUGAUCACAGCUCUGGUGCUGGGUACAUUUAUGAAGCACCAUGACACUCCCAUAGUCAUUGCAAACAACAGGAAUCUCACCUACAUUCUCCUCAUUUCUCUACUUCUCUGCUUCCUUUGUUCACUGCUCUUCAUUGGCCAACCGGAGAAGGUGACCUGUCUCCUCCGACAAACCGCUUUUGGCAUCAUCUUCUCAGUGGCUGUUUCUUGUGUAUUGGCAAAAACCAUCACUGUGGUUCUGGCUUUCAUGGCCACCAAACCUGGAUCCAGGAUGAGGAGAUGGGUGGGGAAGGGACUGGCCAACACCAUUGUCCUUUCCUGCUCCUUUGUCCAGACAGGGAUCUGUAUUGUUUGGCUAGCAACCUUUCCCCCAUUUCCAGAUGUAGACAGUUACUCAGUGGCUAAAGACAUUAUACUAGAAUGCAAUGAAGGGUCUGUGAUGAUGUUUUACAUUGUUCUGAGCUAUAUGGGCUUCCUGGCAAUUAUUAGUUUCGUUGUCGCUUUCCUUGCCAGGAAAUUACCUGACAGCUUCAAUGAAGCCAAGUUCAUCAGUUUCAGCAUGUUGUUGUUUUGCAGUGUUUGGCUAUCCUUUAUUCCAUCGUACCUGAGCACCAAGGGGAAAUACACAGUUGCUGUGGAGAUCUUCUCUAUCUUAGCCUCUGGUGCUGGACUUCUGGGUUGCAUCUUUUCCCCCAAAUGUUAUAUUAUUGUGUUCAGGCCUCAGCUGAACAACAGGGAGCAGCUAAUAAGGAAGUAA
Messenger RNA from Lacerta agilis (Sand lizard), 1458 nucleotides. Its product is annotated as vomeronasal type-2 receptor 26-like. Gene Ontology annotation, molecular function: G protein-coupled receptor activity. Gene Ontology annotation, biological process: G protein-coupled receptor signaling pathway. The coding region runs from base 1 to 1458 and encodes 485 amino acids. Lineage: Eukaryota; Metazoa; Chordata; Lepidosauria; Squamata; Lacertidae. The record is from RefSeq and is a predicted model, not a curated record. Gene Ontology annotation, cellular component: membrane. The transcript has 4 exons.